CAGCUCUGUCCUGCUUCGGAUCUCUCUGGCUUUCAAUCCCCCAUUUCAUUUGUUCUUUGUAAGGCAAUAGUGAACAAAGUGUAUGGAGGUUCAGCAUAAGCAGCCGCCUAGAACACAGAUCCUGGAUGGCAAUUUCCAAUUCCUCCGCUGGAAGGUGUGGCAUAUUGGAUUCAAAGCACUGGAGUGGCAGAUUUUCAACUUGCAACCUGGCUAAUUUCCUGCUUCUUCUGGCACCAAAAGGAGGGCGAUUCGUCUCCUGUGCAGCCAAAGCGACAGCUGUCAAAGUAGCAGGGGCUCCUUCGAGCCAGAACCUAAAGGCUACGUGUGCCUCCUGGUCAUUCAAAUUGUCAGUUUUAGGUACAGAAGUAUCCAAAUCACAAGUUCUCAGUGUUCUAUGAAAAAUGGCUCCUUACAAGUCAAGCCGUUCUGAAAGGCAUUCUCUUGGAAAAAGUCUGUGAAGACGCAAAGGAUUUUCCUGGAAAAAAAAAAGUGGUCAUGUGUAAAGACACAGCAUCUUGGCUGUCUGCUAAAAAAAUGUAUACUGUCUUGGUGGAGAAUCAGCCCCGGACUUCAAAAUAUCACAUGGCAGGUUAUCAUCAUUUAAGGCAUUGCUUGUUGCUUAUUUACAGAACCCCAGUGCACCGAAAAAGACGAUUUACUGAGCGAUAACAGCAAGAAACAAUUCAGUCCACUGUUAGAAAUUUUAGGAGGUCUACCAGGAGAGGCCAUUGGAGGAAGAACGUCACGUGACAGAGGGGUGCCAAUGUUAUUCUUUAAGGGUGUCAAGACCCUGUCAGUUUGUGAAAUAAAUAUUGGGAAACAACGAAAUGCAAAAAGCGACCUACUACGACAGCUCUGCAAUCUAUGGUGGCUACCCCUACCAAGGAGCAAAUGGUUUCACUUAUAAUGCUAGUCAGCAGCAAUAUCCUCCAUCUUCAUCACUUGUGGAAACUGAAUAUCAUCGACCUGCUUGCUCUUUACAGUCACCUGGCAGUUCUGUGUCCCACCAUAAGGCCAAUGAAAUCAAUGAGAGUUGCAUGAGGACCAUCACUAGCCAACCCAUUCAGCCCCCAGUUAUUUCAGAGCAGCAACAGCAACAGCCUCCAGCCCAGCAGGCACCACCUCCACCUCCACCGUCUGUCUCACCACCUCAAAAUGCCAGCAGCAAUUCUGCCCCAACUAACACUACCAAGAGCCCAGUUAUUAACUCACCCACCAUGUCCAAGCAAAUAUUCCCAUGGAUGAAAGAGUCUCGACAAAAUACAAAGCAGAAAAACAGCAGCUCCAGUUCAGGUGAGAGCUGUGCUGGUGAUAAAAGCCCUCCAGGGCAAGCCUCCUCUAAAAGAGCACGUACAGCUUAUACAAGUGCCCAGCUGGUAGAACUGGAAAAGGAGUUCCACUUCAAUAGAUACCUUUGCAGGCCAAGAAGGGUAGAAAUGGCUAAUUUGCUCAAUCUCACAGAAAGACAAAUCAAAAUAUGGUUUCAGAACCGCAGAAUGAAAUAUAAAAAGGAUCAAAAGGGAAAGGGCAUGAUGACCUCUUCAGGAGGACAGUCCCCAAGCAGAAGUCCUGUGCCUCCAGCUCCUGGGGGGUAUUUAAACUCUAUGCAUUCUUUAGUAAACAGUGUUCCCUAUGAGCCCCAGUCGCCUCCAUCAUUUAACAAGCCUCAUCAAAAUGCCUAUGGCAUCCCUGCAUCAUAUCCAGUUCCUCUCAAUAAUUGCCCCCCUCCUCAAAAGAGAUACACGGGGACAGCAGCGGUUACUCCUGACUAUGAAACUCAUCCUCUUCAAGGCAACAGUUAUGGAAAUCCACAUAUACAGGGAAGCCCCGUCUAUGUGGGGGGCAACUAUGUGGACACCAUGACCAAUUCUGGGCCUUCCAUCUUUGGUCUAACUCAUCUCCCUCAUCCUUCCUCUGCCAACAUGGACUACAGUGGGACUGGGCCAAUGGGCAACAAUCACCACCAUGGACCUUGUGAUCCACACCCAACAUACACAGACCUUACUUCUCACCAUCCUUCUCAGGGAAGAAUUCAGGAAGCGCCCAAACUCACCCAUCUGUAACAGACAGGAGUUACUAAGUGGAAUGAAGUCCCCAACUUUUUAAAAAGUACUUUCCACCCUCCCCUCCCAUCUCCCUCUAUUUUUUUUGUUUUUUGUUUUGUUUUGUUUGGUAAAACGUUCUAUAGUUUAUGUGACGUAGCAAUAUUUGUUGCUUGAAUUGCUCUAUAGUUUCAAUAGUGGAUAUUUAUCUUCUUGAACUGUAGCCUUGUGUCUCGCUUUGGGAGUAUACAUAGGCUUUAUACUUUACUUCUACACUUUUAUCAAAACAGGGUAUAUGAACAAAUUUUCUAUAACAAUAAUUCUGAAAUGUGAAUUUGUUCGUACAUGAUUGAUCCCACGGGGAAGCAAUUUUUUAUUGCACUUCUUUUAAAUAGCGAGAAAGAAAUCAAAGGCGCUUGAACAGGGGCUCCCUGGACAAUUAUUAAUACGUGUUAAGUCUUUCAAUGUGUGUAUGCUGGUGAACAUUCAGAUUAAUUUAUAUUUUUUUUGAAAACAUUGAAUAAUCUAAGUGUUUAAAAUUUUAUUUAUCCCCAUCUGUUCAUAUUUAUAUAUAUAUAUAAAAUUCUGUACCCUGAAUAUUCAGGAGGUAUUUACCUGGCCGUAUGUUAGAUGGCAUAUUGGCAUAAGUAGGAAAUAUCAUUUGAAAGGAAACUAUUACUCCUUUAUUUAAAAAUAUAAUAAUGCAAUAAAAUCUGAAAAAAAUGGAUCACAAAUUGAAUAAUUUAUGCUUGUAACAUCCAGCUAAAUGGAAAAUGUGUAAACCUGAAAAGACUAGAUUUGUUUUGAAAGUUAUACAUUCCUUGCUGCUCACAUUCU
This is a messenger RNA of Mauremys mutica (yellowpond turtle), 2879 nucleotides long. RefSeq names its product homeobox A3 (gene HOXA3). The coding region runs from base 828 to 2063 and encodes 411 amino acids. NCBI's taxonomy places the organism in Eukaryota, Metazoa, Chordata, Testudines, Geoemydidae. The record is from RefSeq and is a predicted model, not a curated record. Gene Ontology annotation, cellular component: nucleus. Gene Ontology annotation, molecular function: RNA polymerase II cis-regulatory region sequence-specific DNA binding; DNA-binding transcription factor activity, RNA polymerase II-specific. Gene Ontology annotation, biological process: regulation of transcription by RNA polymerase II. The transcript has 6 exons.